AUGGCUGCCAUCAUCAACGCCACCAGGGCGUACUCCACCCUCGCGGCGCCGCGCGCGUCGACCGCGCCCGCGAAGCGCGCGCGCGCGUGCGCGGCGCGCGUCGCGAAGAAGACGCGCGGGUCCGUCGCGACGCGAUCCGCGUCCCAGGACGAAGCCGCAGUCUCCCCGAACGCGUCCGUGUCGCUCUCGUGCAGCAUCGACGACCCGUCCUCGUGCUCGCUCGCGGACCUCGAGAUGCUCUACAUCGACGCGCUGUGGAACUUUUACAACGGCGGCAGCUUCACGCUCUCGGACGAGCAGUACGACCGACUCCGCGAGGAGCUCAACUGGCAAGGGUCCGGAUUCCCGACGCUGCGAAGGUACGAAGUUCAGUUCGUCGAGGCGUCGAUCGCGUACGCGCGCGGCGAGCCCGUCGUCACGGACGAGGAGUACGAAGACUUGAAGAGGAAGGUCAAGGCUGAGGGCAAGCGCGACGACGUCACCGCGCUGCUUCUCUACACGAAGGGCCAGGAGCUCCUCGACCCGGCGCAAUUUUUACGCCUCAAGGAUGAGAUGGCGAAGCUCGACGUCGACGUCGGUCUCCGCGGCGCGACGUGCACGAUGUCUAAGACGUCGGACAAGCUCACGAGCGACAGCAGCGCGGUCACGAAGAUGUACCUCGCCAUCGGCGCGGUGCCGACGGUCUUGGGUUUGACGCCGUACGUCUUGGGGUCGAUCUUCGGGUUUGAUAUUCCGUUCACGGCGGGCGUCGGCUUUGGCCUAACCGUCGGCGCGUUGCUCACGGCGUCCAUCGUCAACUACACCGGGUUACAGAACGCGGAGAUCGUGAAGGGCGAGUGCCCGUGCUGCGAGAACGAGAUCAAGCAGUUCUUCGGCGGCGAGUCCCCGGAGAACAGCGUGGAUUACAAGUGCGGCGUGUGCGGGACGACGUCGAAGCUCAACAGGACGACGAUGAAGAUCGACCAGGCGGGCGGCAUCAAGGCGGCGUGAACCACCGAACGAGAAGACGACCAGGGGCUCGUAGGGUUUGUUGGGUGUAUUAGGAAUGUGGUUUUUUUGACGAUGUCGUGGAUUGAUCGCGCGGCGCGGCGUGAUCGCGGGCGGUGGUGUUGGGAUGGAUGGAGGAUCGCGCGGCGGCGUCGAAUCGAAUCGCGGGCCCGGGAGAGGGGGCCGCGACUCGACGUCGACGACGACGACGCGACGCGAUUUUUCGGAUGGAUAAAUAACCAAAGUUGAAUUGACGCGCGGCGGCGACGACGCGCGACGAGGAGGACGGCGAGCGAGGUCUCCACUCGAUAGAGUAGAGAGAGAUUCCGCGGACGGUACCGUAGUGAUAGCGCGAGCGAGCGAGCGAGCGAGUUUAAAAUGAAGCGAGCGCACUACAGG
Micromonas pusilla CCMP1545 is the source of this 1386-nucleotide messenger RNA. RefSeq lists its product as uncharacterized. Lineage: Eukaryota; Viridiplantae; Chlorophyta; Mamiellophyceae; Mamiellales; Mamiellaceae. The record is from RefSeq and is a predicted model, not a curated record. The transcript has 2 exons. Gene Ontology annotation, cellular component: chloroplast thylakoid membrane. Gene Ontology annotation, molecular function: oxidoreductase activity, acting on iron-sulfur proteins as donors. The coding region runs from base 1 to 990 and encodes 329 amino acids. Gene Ontology annotation, biological process: photosynthetic electron transport in photosystem I.